AUGGAGAAUACCCCUCUAAACGGCGACUUCGUCGUCAGCAUCCGUGGCGGGAUCUUAGAGAACAGACAUUUAGUCAACGCCGCCGUCGUUGAUGCUACCGGCAAGCUCCUCUACACAUUAGGCAACCCUUCACGGUUAACUCUCCUUCGUUCGGGGGCUAAACCUAUCCAGGCUGUACCUGCGGUAGAGUCCGGCGCGUUGGAUCAGUUUGGCUUUGAAGAAGCCGACCUAGCGCUCAUGUGCGGCACUCAUAGCAGCGAGGAGAGACAGGUAGAGCGGGCAAAGGCCAUGCUGGUUAAGUCGAAUAUUAAAGAGAGCGAUCUCCAAUGCGGCACCCAUCCGGCCAUAUCUCCUGCCCUUAACAGAGCCUGGAUCGAAAAGGGAUUUACGCCUACUCAGGCUUGCCACGCUUGUUCUGGCAACCAUAUCGGUAUUAUGGUUGGUGCAAAGGGCAUUGGCGCUAGUAUUGUCGACUACCAUACUUCAGAUCAUCCAAUUCAAGCUAGGAUCGUAUCUAUAAUAGAAGAUUUAACUGGUCUUAAUCCCGGCGAGGUCAAACUGGCCUUAGAUGGCUGCAAUAUUUACUCGCCAGCGGCACCACUGCAUUCUAUCGCCAUCAUGUACUCUGCUUUCGCUCAAGCAGCAGACGAUGUAGCGAAAGCGAGCAGCUCGGUAUCCCCACGCAUACAAGCGAUGGCUCGAAUUUACAAUGCAAUGGCACGGUUUCCGGAGAAUAUUGCAGGCGACGGUCGCUUCUGUACUAUCUUGAUCGAUGCGUACAAGGGCGCGCUCAUUGGAAAAGGGGGCGGAGACGGCUGUUAUUCUAUCGGGAUUCGCGAGUCAGAGGAUACACGGCGACUUGGUGCUAAUGGCAGUAUUGGCAUUGCGCUUAAGAUAGAAGAUGGUAAUUACGCUAUUAUGGAAGCGGUUGCGGCGGAGAUCCUCGAGCAGUUAGAUAUUGGGUCGAUUGAAGUACGUCAACGAUUUGAUAGGUUCCAUCGCGGUGAGAUUAAGAACACCAUGGGAGUAGUUACUGGAGAGUUGUCUUUUCCGUUUAAGCUACGGGCCGCUUAA
Messenger RNA from Daldinia childiae, 1074 nucleotides. RefSeq names its product putative l-asparaginase ii protein. Bases 1 to 1074 code for a protein of 357 amino acids. Lineage: Eukaryota; Fungi; Ascomycota; Sordariomycetes; Xylariales; Hypoxylaceae. The record is from RefSeq and is a predicted model, not a curated record. The transcript has a single exon.